UACGGAGGCUUGAUACUGUUUCCAUGUCUCGCCCACAUCCAUCACCUCUCCAACAACUCAAAAAGUCUUGCCUUCAGGCCACAUGAAAGAGCUCAAACAGACCAACAAAACUCCAAACUAACUGAGAAAACCCAAACCAAAACAGAAAAAUGCCCAUACUUAGACCACUCAUCACCAUCCUCUCUCUAUCCCUUCUUUUCCUCCAAACUUGUGACGCUGUCUCAAUUUUAGACCUCAACAAUGCACUGAAAAACAGUGAAGUUGAUGUCAUGGUGCCAAGGGUUUGCAACAACAAGCUUGAAGAUUGUUCAGAAGAGCAAGAAAUGGAGUCAGAGAGCAACAGGAGAGUGCUGGUUAUGCAAAGGAGGUACAUUAGCUAUGAGACACUGAGGAGGGACAUGGUCCCAUGUGCAAAGCCUGGUGCUUCUUACUAUGAUUGUAAUGCCGGUCAGGCAAAUCCUUAUAACAGGGGUUGUGAGGUUAUUACAAGAUGUGCUAGAGGUAUCAAAGAUAUCAAAACCUAAAAACCCAAUUGUUGAAGUUAAUACUGCGGCAGCUGCUUUUUGCACGUGGUAAUGUCUUGUAGUGGGUUUCUGAGAUUUUUUGUGUCUUUCUGGGUUUCUUUUUUUUUUUUUUAAAUGUUUCUGUGUUAUGAUUGUAUAUUAAAGAUUCUCACUUUUUAAUUUUCUAUAUAAAUGCAUGUUUAACUUGAAUUUUGAGAA
Theobroma umbraticum is the source of this 722-nucleotide messenger RNA. RefSeq names its product protein RALF-like 24. Gene Ontology annotation, cellular component: plasmodesma. Gene Ontology annotation, biological process: calcium-mediated signaling. The record is from RefSeq and is a predicted model, not a curated record. Lineage: Eukaryota; Viridiplantae; Streptophyta; Magnoliopsida; Malvales; Malvaceae.